AUGGCCUCCCUAUUCGCAGAACGUGCUUUCCGCCACGACAGCAUCCCAUUCGAUCCCGCUCGAGACCUCCAGAGCAGCGACAACCCGGUCAUCCAAGAACUGCGCGAGACGGUUCCCGAUCUCAAAAUCUACACUCGCUCGUCUCCACGUUACGAGUCGGUGCGUCAGGUGUACAAUCUCUUGAACAAAGCACAGCCGCUGGUCAUCUGCCGCCCCCAGAGCAUUCCCCAAGUCCAAGCCAUCGUGAGGACGGCGGCGCGUUUCGAUGCCCCCCUCGCCGUGCGAUGCGGCGGACACGAUGUCUGGGGCCGUGGCUGCAUCGCCGACUCCGUCACCAUCGAUAUGCGGGAGAUGGAUACGCAGCAGCUGGCCACUGGCGGCAGCUCUGUCACCAUUGGCGGCGGUGUCACCAGCGACAACUUCGUGGGCUUUCUUCACUCGCACGGUCUCUGCACCGCCAACGGCACCGCCGGCCAUGUCGGAUGGACCGGGUGGGCCAUAUGGGGCGGCUACGGGCCUCUGAACGAUUAUGUUGGCCUCGGUGUCGACAACAUCUUGGCCGCCAAGAUGGUCACGGCUACUGGCGACCUAGUCGAGGCCGAUGAGGACCUGCUCUGGGGUAUCCGCGGCGCCGGCGGCAACUUGGGUGUCAUUGUAGAAACGAGAGUCAAGGUCUACCCUAUUCAUAGGAUUCUCGCCGGCUUCAUUGGGUACUCAUGGGAUGAAGCCGAGGCAGUGCUCCUCAAGCUACAGAGUCUCUUGGACAACGGCGUGCCGAAUUCCCUGUGUGUCCAAAUCGGCUUCAUGAAAUCAGAAUGGGGUAUUGGCAUGACGCUGAUCUUCAUUUGGCCCGCGCCAGACUUGGACGAGGGCAAGAAAUGGCUAGAGAUGGUGAGAGACCUAGGAACGGUCGUCGUGGACACCGUCGCGGAAACAACUUUCAAGGACUUUCAGAAGAUCACAUCGCGUCCUGUGACCGAUCCUGCCAAUGUCUACACGCGCAGUGCAUCUAUACCCAGCUUCACGACAGCCACCGUCGCGGAGCUCAAGCAAAGGAUAGAGGCCAUUCCCGACACGCGCCAGUACAAUGUCAUCGCCCACAUCGGACAUGGCAAGAGCACAGAGCCGAAUCCGUCUUCGUGCUUCGCAACCCGUCAGCCUCACGUUCUCUUCCAUAUCAACGCCUGCGACGAAGCCGACGAGAUGACAGGUGCGGCCGCAUGGGUUGACGAAGUGGUCUCCGGCCUGAAAAGUACUGGUGAGUUGAUGAAGCCGGUCUACGUGAGUUUCAUGGGCGAAGACGAAAACACAGAUCAGAGUUUUGGGGAUGGCUGGGAACGGCUGAAGGCUCUGAAAAGGCGUCACGAUGCGAAGGAUACAUUCCGCCACGCUCAACCAAAGCUGCCGCCUAUGUGA
Molecule: messenger RNA, 1416 nt
Organism: Anthostomella pinea
Lineage: Eukaryota; Fungi; Ascomycota; Sordariomycetes; Xylariales; Xylariaceae
Source: the annotation of a GenBank genome assembly